Molecule: messenger RNA, 1401 nt
Organism: Penicilliopsis zonata CBS 506.65
Lineage: Eukaryota; Fungi; Ascomycota; Eurotiomycetes; Eurotiales; Aspergillaceae
Exons: 2
Coding region: 258-1271 (337 amino acids)
Biological process (GO): secondary metabolic process
Source: RefSeq, a predicted model, not a curated record
CUCGUGCAGGACAGCGUCCGGACCGGCGGUCGAGAGAACAAACGUGUUUGUCAAGUCAUCGAGGGACGCCAUGGCAGUGGAGAUGGAAUAGAAAGUUCUAUUCAGCUCUAUUGUUCUAUUGUUGGACAAUGUGCUAUCUCCGGUAUGUCCGUCACUAACCCAAAAGAGCGAUACGAGACGGAUCCAUUCGUUAUGAUAAAAGGAGUAUAAAAUCAUCAGGAGUAUUUCUCACCUUCCUAUCACAAGAUCAAUCCACAAUGGUCUCCCUCUCUCAAGUCAUUGCGUCAAAUCAACGCAUCGCCACCCUCCCUCCCGGUCUGGUCGCCGUCUUUGUCGGCGGCACCAGCGGCGUGGGCGAGUACACCGUCAAGGCCUUUGCGCGGUAUGCCGUCUCGCCACGGGUAUACAUCGUUGGUCGGUCGCAGGAGGCAGCAGACCGGAUCAUCGCAGAAUGCCAGCAGACGAACCCGGCGGGUUGCUUCACCUUCCUCCCGGGGGAUGUGAGUCUCCUGGCGACGGUGGACGAGGUCUGUCGUGAGAUCAGGGAGAAGGAGAGCGCCAUCAACCUGCUGGUCGAGACGCAGGGGACAAUGGCAUAUAGUAGGAUCACUGCGGAAGGCCUCCCCCUCGCCUUUGCAACGGCAACCCACUCCCGACUGCGGUUUAUAUUGAACCUGCUCCCGCUUCUACAGAAAGCACGCUCGCUGCGACGUGUGGUCAGCGUGCUGGCUGCGAGCUGCGAGGGCCCCAUCGACAUGACCAACAUGCCUGCGCUCGGGUUCGCGCUGUACAAGUCGCGCGACCAGAUGGCCUCGAUCCAGACCCUGCUGCUGGAGGAAGCCUGUCGCCGGGCCCCCGACGUGAGCUUCGUGCAUACCGUGCCCGGCGUGGUGCGCGGGGGCAUCACUCGGGAUGCCGAAAGCAACGGCCUGCUCAUCGCGGUGUUUAAUCUGCUGAUGCCGUUUGUCGCAACCCCCGCGGCCGAGUGUGGAGAGCGACACGUCUUUCUGGCCACGAGCGCCGUCUAUCCACCCUCUCAGGGAGCGGGGAAGGGGGCAGGAGUAGUUUACCCAGAGAACAGCUCUCCCUGUCGCGGCAGUGACGGCAAAGCUGGAAGUGGAAUGUACACCGUCGACAACAAGGGAGAGGCCUCUCCGGCUAAGGUGGAGCGGCUGCUGGCUGGAUUCCGGGCGGACGGGACGGCGACGAAGGUGUGGGAGUAUAUUGAGGCAGAUAUGAAGCGGAUUACGGGGCAGCAUUGCCAGCAGUAGCAUCAUCAUUCACUUGGAAGCAAUAUACAUGUACUACGUGAGUAACAAAGGUCCGGCUAAUCCUGGUAAGCCGUAUUUCCAUAUAUCCCGACGGGAAAUCUGAGCAAUCUGAUGCAGGGUACAUUAGCCG